Messenger RNA from Oncorhynchus tshawytscha (Chinook salmon), 2113 nucleotides. RefSeq lists its product as uncharacterized. The transcript has 6 exons. The coding region runs from base 605 to 1534 and encodes 309 amino acids. The record is from RefSeq and is a predicted model, not a curated record. NCBI's taxonomy places the organism in Eukaryota, Metazoa, Chordata, Actinopteri, Salmoniformes, Salmonidae.
GUCAUCAAAGAGGCUCCCUACAGAUUGCCCAUCAUGUGCUAUGCUCACGUGGCAGCAUUUGAAUGGUCAAAAUAGAGUGGAGUGAAAACAUUUUAUUGAUUGAAUGGAGUUGCAUUGUGUGCCUGCCUGAAAGCUAAUUAUCUCGUGAACUCGAGAAUAAUGUUUUUUUUUAAAUCUUGUUAAGUAAAGCUCUGACAGGCGGGCAUGCAGCGGUGAGAUGUACUCACGAGACUCAAAGGCUUCCGUCCAUACUAACGCUGACGUGGCACGGUCACAUGUAAAACCGUCUUAUGGCAGGAUAAAACACAUGUUUUGGAGAUAUGAUGACACCGGUAUGGCGCUGAAGGAGAAAAGUACUGUUUUGGUUCUGAAGGAGAGUUGAAGAUGCUGAGUACGACGCUGACGCUGAUUUACAAUGAAUAAAAGUCAUAACGGCAAUGGAUGCAUAGAUCUGGUAAGGUUAGCCUGGGUAAUAGCAGUUUCUUUAGGAGCGGAAACACAGUGGUCCCUUCAGGAGAGAGAGCGAGAGACUGGGCAGUGGAUAUGUUAUUUUAAAUGCCAAUAUCAAUAUUGACUGUGGUGGAAUGUCCUGUGGCCAGGAGGGAUGCAUACUCAAGACUGGGCUGACCUGGUUUCACACAGUCUUCUCUUUGUGUUGCCCUCACGACACCCACACAACUCCUCCACAGGACUGGUUUUGGAGUGCCCUGUCCAAACUGCCAGAAUGCUGUUAAGAAUCUCCAUGAUCUCAGCUCUUCUUACAUACUUCCUGCUGUUUGGUUUUGCUCUUGAACGUGAAAAGCAAAGGGAUGGAGGGGUAAAGAAGGUCGGAGAUGUCAUUGAAGUAAAAAAGGAUUUGAAGGUGGGAAAAGACAAUAAAGGAAAGAAGAAGAAGAUUGAAGGUGUUGUUGAGGUCAAAAGAGAUCCAACAGUGGGAAACAACAAGAAGGGAAAGAAGCUGACCCAAAACGAAAAGGUCAAAGGGAAGGAGACAGGAAGUCCAAAAAGGGACAAGGAGUUAAGGAACGACACUGUCUGCUCCAGCAUCGGUGGCAUCUGCCAACGCAGUUCCUACGUCUGUCAGGGGAGGUACCUGAAGGACAAGUGUGCUGCACCUAAGACACACCAGUGCUGUAUGCCAGCCGGUGCUUGGAGCGUCCUGUGUGCCGGUCACCAUAACAACAGAGUGAGGGGUUGUGACUUGUUUGGCUGUGGGGGCUUCAACUCUAGAAGAGAUGAUGGCAGCCUCCACAAGACAGUGGAUGUGGUGUGUGACGAUUACAGCAUUGUCAACGCCCCCUUCUCAGGUACCCUGAGGGGGCCAGUGGUGGGUAUCCAGUACGAUGGCGUUAAACUUACCAACUCCGAGUACUGUGUGAAGAUCUUCAACAUCCGUCCGUACCGCUACAUGGGGCCCAUCUCUCAGGGAGAGGCCCUGGGUUACCUGCUGCCCCUACAGGAGCGCUUCUCUGGCAUCACUUCACACAUGGAGCUGCAGAUGUGUGACCGCUCCGACCCAUCACCAUACAUCUGAACACUCCUGGGCCACAUGUGACAGGCCUCUAUAGACUGAGGCUGGGGACACAGAUACUUUUCUGAACCCCAAAUACUGAUUUCCCUAAUAUGUGAUGGAGAAAAAAAAAACUCUCUAUAUAUAAACUACAACCAUAUUUCUCUUGGUAUUCGUCUCUAUGGUCCUCCCAUGUGAGUGAAUAGGCCAGGUACAACUGCAAUUCUCCUUUGCACCAACAGAGGGCAUUAAACUACAAAAUGUUCCUAGAUGCAGUAUUCAUAAUGUACCACAUGAUGAUGCUACAUCUCAACACAAACCUCUGUGUUGGGCUGAAAAUGUAUCACAAAAACAGCUCAUCCAUGCCAGCUUCAAUUAAAGUGUGUGUAGGGCCUUCUAUUUGGAUGGCACUCUUAAGAUAACAAAAAAAGAAGGCAAACACAGUGGACAAGCAGUACUACAACCCCCUUAAUUGUGUGUUUUUCAGCUAAUUUUAACAUUUGUGUCUUUCUAAAUGUAUCUGUGUUUUUCCAUAUAUGAAUGUAGUGCAUGUUCAAUUAAAAAGGCUAUUAUAAACUGGUUACUGAAGUAAUUAAAGCAGUA